This is a messenger RNA of Clunio marinus, 489 nucleotides long. The record is from the annotation of a GenBank genome assembly. NCBI's taxonomy places the organism in Eukaryota, Metazoa, Arthropoda, Insecta, Diptera, Chironomidae.
AUGCACAUGAAGGGUCGGUUUGCAACUCUGCAAGCAAUAACACUUUUAUUAGCUUCAAAUAGAUUCCACUCUUCAAUAAUACCCAUUAAGUUAGGAAAUACUGAAAUUGGGGCUCAAGGCAUCUUGCCAAUAAUCAUUUUGUCAAGAAGAGAAACUUUUUCAUUUCGACGUAUGAAGGGAAUAAACAAUAAUUUUUGUAGCAUGGAAGAAAUAAAAUCUGAACUCUUAAAAACAUUUUUUCUUCUUUAUUUACAAUUAACUCGAUUUGUCACCUCGUACUUACCUUUAUUUUUAAAUCAACAAAAUCAUCAUCAUCAUAUCUUGGACAAAAAUAAUUUAAUUCUAUGUAAAACAAAUAAUUUAUGUGCUACGAAUAACGGUUCUGAUGGGACUAUCAAUACAAAAAAUUAUUAUAAUCAUUCUUGUCAUCAUAACUCGCAUAAUUGGAGCAAACGUAAAUGUACUAAAAUAUCCCGCAAAAAUGGUUAA